Messenger RNA from Arxiozyma heterogenica, 918 nucleotides. RefSeq names its product sterol-binding protein (gene PRY2). Lineage: Eukaryota; Fungi; Ascomycota; Saccharomycetes; Saccharomycetales; Saccharomycetaceae. The coding region runs from base 1 to 918 and encodes 305 amino acids. The transcript has a single exon. The record is from RefSeq and is a predicted model, not a curated record. Gene Ontology annotation, cellular component: extracellular region.
AUGCAGAUCAAUAAAUUAUCUUUAUUACCAUUCCUUAUUUCUUCCGCCUUUGCGGUUCCUGCAGUUGUCACUAUCACACAACACGUUCAUAAGGAAACUACAGUAGUAGUUAGAGGUGCUCUCUAUGUCACCAACGAUCAAACACUAACAACAUACUAUACUGAAGCUGAUAACACUCCAACAACACCAACACAAAUACCAUCAGAAACAACUGCGGCAUCACAAACUACUACAGUUAAUGCUGCAGUAGCUGAAGGUACCACUGUUCUUCAGCCAAUUUCCACAACAUCUACAUAUAAAUCUGUUAUUGCUACUCCAUCUACAACUACUACUGAUGAUAUUGUUACUGAUGUCUUUAUUGAACAAGAAGGUGAUAAUGCUGCCAAUACUGCUAUUGUUACCACCGCUGCUGCUGCCAGUGCUACUAUUACUACUACUACGCCCACAUCUAUUACUACAACAUCUGACUCUACUGUAUCCAGUACCGAUUCUUUAUCUGAUAAUGCUUCCAAACUUUUAUCUGCUCAUAAUAAUAAAAGAGCCUUACAUAAAGAUACCCCAUCUUUAACAUGGUCCACGGAAUUGGAAACAUAUGCUCAGAAUUAUGCUGACCAGUACGAUUGUUCUGGGACAUUAGUUCAUUCUGGUGGUCCAUACGGAGAAAACUUAGCACUUGGUUACGGUAUUGAAGGUGCCGUUGAUGCAUGGUACAGUGAAAUUAAAUAUUAUAAUUAUAAUAAUCCUGGAUUCUCUGAAGACACAGGGCAUUUCACUCAACUAGUCUGGAAAUCUUCUACUGAGGUUGGUUGUGGUGUUAAAUCCUGUGGAGGUAUAUGGGGUGAUUAUGUUGUUUGUUCUUAUAAUCCUGCCGGUAAUGUUAUCGGCGAAUUCCCAGAAAACGUCAUGCCAUUAGCUUAA